AUGGUGCUUGUAAUCCAGCUGCUGUUUGUUGUCAGCUUAUGUGUUGGGUCUACAAACGCAGUGCCGUCCCAAGAAAAGGAAACAGCAGCUGCAGGCAGCAAAGAAUUGUCCGCAUCGCUGGCCACUGCCAUCGUCUCCAGAAGAUCAUGUGACGGCGAAAUCAGGUACAAAAGAUACACAGGGAUCCGAUCGAAGGCCCGAGUCAUCAGCAUAACUACGACGCGAGACGAAGAUGAAUGCUUGAACCAGUGCUAUGAAAUGUCUCACCCAUGCACAUCGGUGAAUUUUUACAAAACUCGACGCUGCGAGCUGUUGUUCGACGAUCAACUGACUUGCGAGUAUGUGCGCGACAACGACGUCAUCGUUUUUUCCAACAUCUACUGUUCUUCGGCUGAAGGUAAGAACUCGACCUCUCUGUUUCAUGUGUCGUCCAUUGGCUGCAUUUUUCUCACUUUAUGUUUCCACGGGCUGGAUUUUCAUGGCAUUGAGGAAGUGUACAGCAAAAUUAUCACACUGCUGGUUUCUCAUGAGAGUCAACAGCUGAAUAUGUCGAUGGAUUCGAAUGCGGAAGGCCAAGAGUACCUCCUCACAAACCCAGUUUCUUGUCACAGCGUCAGAGACGACCGUCGUUUCGAAUCAUCGGCGGAAGAGAGGCUAACCCACACAGCUGGCCAUGGCAAUUAUCACUGCGCAAAAACGGUAUUCACGUAUGCGGGGCGAUUCUGGUACAUCCUACGCUAG
Molecule: messenger RNA, 741 nt
Organism: Soboliphyme baturini
Lineage: Eukaryota; Metazoa; Nematoda; Enoplea; Dioctophymatida; Soboliphymatidae
Source: the annotation of a GenBank genome assembly